Messenger RNA from Eurytemora carolleeae, 908 nucleotides. RefSeq lists its product as uncharacterized. NCBI's taxonomy places the organism in Eukaryota, Metazoa, Arthropoda, Copepoda, Calanoida, Temoridae. The record is from RefSeq and is a predicted model, not a curated record. The transcript is spliced from 5 exons. Bases 162 to 776 code for a protein of 204 amino acids.
UCAAAGCGUUAAAUAAUGGAAUCAAUUAAUAUUCUUUAAGGGGAACUGAUCUAACAAAGCACUUGAAGAAAAAACAUGAAGUCACUUCCACCACUUCCAGGUUUCGGUAUAGUAGAGAUUCAUCUACAGGGUUCUAUAGAGCUCAGCUUAUUAGAUUUGAAAUGCAGGAGAAUGGUGAGGAAGAUGACCCGGAGGAGAUGGAACCUGUUCCCUCCCUACCAACAUCAUCUAUCAGAACUGUAUCCCCUGAAAUGAGUGAAAUCUUCUCAACUCAACAAUCAUCUCCGUUUAUUCCACCAUCCUCUGCUCUAUCAACCUCAUCCUCACCCUUCCUGUAUCAUCCUCCACAAACAUCCUCCCCUUAUCCUCCAUAUGUCGAAGUUUACCUCUCCGCCCAAGGUUCUUCUUUUGGGAGUGGUCGGAGCUCUCCUACCCUCGCUUCAACUCAAUCCUCUACUCCUGGUUAUGAAUAUACAGAGAUGGCUGAUCUCCGGGUACAUAGUUUCACAGCAUCCUCUCCAAUGCAUAGAACCAACUUGAGGAGUGAAGAGGUGGACAUCACUAAUGAACUGUUUGGAACUAAGGACCAGGAUCAGAACUGGAAACGGACUGGGGACGGGGCUGAGGACUGGACUCGGAUCGAAGACGAGCUUGAGAGCCAAGAAGAGGACCAGGAGGAACGAGCAAGAAAGAUUUCCGACCUUAAAGAGAUCGGAGCACAGUUGCCAGAUCUCAAUUCAUUCUUGGCAAUGGUCGGCAGCUUGAUCAAAAACUAGACUAAGCUAAAGUUCAUUUUUUUUUAUCCGUUACAAAUUAUUGAAUAAAAUGGAAAACCUUAAGUUGUCUAAUGUUUAUCAAAAACAAGAAUGUAAAUGCAGACUACACUAAAUAAAUCUAAGAAUUUAUAA